CAAACUGGUUGGAGAAUCGGUCUUCAACAUCCUUGUGCUGAUGAAAUCGAUGACGUCGAAGCGUUUAUCGUCCGAACGAUCAAGAAAAACUAUAUUGCAUGUCUACGUGUUCCAACACAAAAUCAUAGCAGAUAUUCAAUUCUCUAUUCACAUCCGAACGCUAGCGAUCUUAGUGAUCACGUUAAUGGUGUGCCGAACCUCAUCGACGUGGCAAGAUUCUACAAAUGUGAUGUUUAUGCUUAUGACUAUAGUGGAUACGGGAUUAGUUCAGGACAUGCCAGUGAAUCAAACCAGAAAGCCGAUAUUAGAGCCAUUUAUGAUCAUCUGCUAAAUGAUCGUGGUGUUCAACCUGAUCAAAUCGUUCUCAUGGGAUAUUCAAUUGGUUGUUUUGCUUCUGUCUCACAACUUCGUCUGUUCAUCUGUUCCACUACGGCAGGCGUCAUACUUCAAGCUCCGCCCACUUCGGUGCUUCGUGUGCUGCUGUGGGAGAGAGCAUGUUUCAAGAAGCCCUUCUCCAAUAAUACUUGCUGUGCUGAUCGUUUCUCGAUUUACGAUAGGAUUUCUGAGAUUCAAGUUCCAGUGCUUGUAAUACACGGAGAAGAUGAUAGAAAAGUUCCUAUAGCACAUGGUAAAGCCGUCUGUGAAAAGGCAGUUAAUCGAGUAGCUCCGUUAUGGCUCAGAGCCACACAUGAUAAUAUCGAAAACUGUAGCGCAACAUGGAUUCGAAUCCGAAAUUUUAUGAAACAGUGCGUUCACAUCGUUCAUAGUUUUCCUGCUUUUAAGCCCUUUCAAUGA
Molecule: messenger RNA, 795 nt
Organism: Angiostrongylus costaricensis
Lineage: Eukaryota; Metazoa; Nematoda; Chromadorea; Rhabditida; Metastrongylidae
Source: the annotation of a GenBank genome assembly